This is a messenger RNA of Cornus florida, 1041 nucleotides long. RefSeq names its product LOB domain-containing protein 4-like. The record is from RefSeq and is a predicted model, not a curated record. The transcript has 2 exons. The coding region runs from base 299 to 793 and encodes 164 amino acids. Lineage: Eukaryota; Viridiplantae; Streptophyta; Magnoliopsida; Cornales; Cornaceae.
AUUGCAAAAGAUGGCCCCAAAAAGUUGUCAACAGAGAUGGUAUUGGUCGGCCAAAAUCUAUAGGAGGGACCCACCUCAUAUAACAUCCCUAUAUAACACCCACCACCUCUUCCCCUGACCUCCCCUUCCUUUCCUUUCUUCUAUCCAUCACUCACUCCCUCUCUCUUUUGUGACUUUUCUUCUUAUUCCCUAGUGUUUUGUCCUUUCUGGGACAAAGCUAGUUCCCUACAAAUCAAGGGUAAGUUGUCCUUAAAGUUGAGACUGUUGGGGAUUGUGUGUGUGUUCACACUUGGGAGGCAUGGAGAGGGGCAGGAAACAAGGUGCACCCUCACCAUGUGCAGCCUGCAAGCUUCUAAGGAGAAGGUGUGCUCAGGAAUGUGUGUUUGCUCCUUAUUUUCCUGCAGAUGAGCCACACAAGUUUGCCAAUGUCCACAAGGUCUUUGGUGCUAGUAAUGUCAACAAAAUGUUGCAGGAAUUGCCGGUGCACCAACGAGGAGAUGCUGUGAGCAGUAUGGUUUAUGAAGCCAAUGCCAGAGUCAGAGACCCUGUGUAUGGAUGUGUUGGGGCAAUAUCAUCUCUACAACAACAAAUUGAUGUGCUUCAGACCCAAUUGGCGAUAGCUCAGGCCGAGGUGGUGCACCUGAGGGUGCGACAGGCUGCAUCAAAUCAAGCCCUUAGUCCUUCAAAUAGUGGCUCGCCCUCAUCUAGGAUUGUGGCUUCACAGGCUAGGCCUCUUUUUGAUAUGGAUAUGGUGGACCAGGCCAGCUUGGGAGACUCAAUGUGGUCAUGCUAGCUCAUGAGCUACAUUUCUCUUACUAUUAAUAUAUACAUAUACAUAUAUAUAUUUAUAUAUAUAUAUAUAUAUAUAUGUGUUUCCUUUUGAUUAUGGUGUUAGAUCCUCACUAUACUUCAACAGAUAACUGGUGGUGGAGGCUAUUCACCUAGUUUGGUUUGAAGAGGGUCUCUGUCAUUGUAUAUAUAUGGCUUGACUUCACAUAAUUGAGCAAUUAUAUAGCAGCUAAAUUUUGAUUGCAUGACUAA